UCCUUGGCAUGCUUACAGCUACAUAACACAUUAGUUUCAUUAUUUUUGAGUGCCAGUGCUGGAGGCUCAGCACAUAAGUCAGUGCGAGGAGGACUUCAGUCACAGCGGCAAGAGGGUCUAUUGAGCAGAUAAGGGAAAUGGACAAAUAACAGCUAUCAGUUUCUUUCACUAAGCCUUCUGAAAUCUGAGCUUCUGUAAAAAACACUAAACACUUGGGCCUUACCUACAGCCAUGGACAGAUGCAUUUAUGUUCUCACGUUAGAGAACUUGAAAUUGUUCUUAAAGGAAGAAGUCAACGUCAGCUUCGAGUAUUUGGCAUGGGUACAAUGCCUUAAAAAAGGAGAUGACCAGUUUAGCUACUGACCAUGCUGACCAUUGUCUGGAAUUGGAUCAAAUCACAGAAAAACAGUGAAUGGCUUUCUCUUACAGAACAUCUGAAAAAAGCACAAUUCCUGAUCACAUUUUGCAGAGCUCAUUUGAUCACUUAAUCUCUUCUAACUAGUCUGGAUUACACACAGAAUCGAUACCAGAGGAAAUGAAACAGACUGGCGAGGACCAGGGAAACAAACUGCACUGGGCAGCUCUUCUGAUACUCAUGGUGAUAAUACCCACGAUUGGUGGAAACAUCCUUGUUAUCCUGGCUGUUUCACUGGAGAAAAAGCUGCAGUAUGCUACCAAUUAUUUUCUGAUGUCCCUGGCAGUCGCUGAUUUGCUGGUUGGAUUGUUUGUGAUGCCGAUUGCCCUCUUGACAAUAAUGUUUGAGGCUAUGUGGCCCCUCCCACUUGUUCUGUGCCCUGCCUGGUUAUUUCUUGAUGUUCUUUUUUCUACUGCAUCCAUUAUGCAUCUCUGUGCGAUUUCAGUGGAUCGUUACAUAGCCAUCAAAAAGCCAAUCCAGGCCAAUCAAUAUAACUCACGAGCUACAGCAUUCAUCAAGAUUACAGUGGUGUGGUUACUUUCAAUAGGCAUUGCUGUUCCAGUCCCUAUUAAAGGAAUAGAAACUGAUUCGAGUAACCCAAAUAACAUCACUUGUGAACUGACAAAAGAUCGUUUUGGCAAUUUCAUGCUCUUCGGCUCACUGGCUUCCUUCUUCACACCUCUCUCGAUCAUGAUUGUCACCUACUUUCUCACUAUCCAUGCUUUACAGAAGAAAGCUUACUUCGUCAAAAACAAGCCACCUCAACGCCUGACGUGGCUGACUGUGUCCACAGUUUCCCAAAGGGAUGAAACACCUUGCUCAUCACCUGAUAAGGUGGCAAUGCUAGGUGACUGUCACAAGGACAAAACUCUGCCUACCUUAAGUGAUGACAUACUUAUGCGAAGAAUGUCCACAGUUGGAAAAAAGUCACUACAGACCAUUUCCAAUGAACAGAGAGCCUCAAAGGUUCUAGGGAUUGUGUUUUUCCUCUUUUUGCUUAUGUGGUGCCCCUUUUUUAUUACAAAUAUAACUUUAGUUUUAUGCGAUUCUUGCAACCAGACUACUCUCAAAAUGCUCCUGGAGAUAUUUGUGUGGAUAGGCUAUGUUUCCUCAGGGGUGAAUCCUCUGGUCUACACCCUCUUCAACAAGACAUUUCGGGAUGCAUUUGGCAGAUUCAUCACCUGCAAUUACUGGGCCACAAAAUCAGUAAAAACUCUUAGAAAAUGUUCCAGUAAUAUCUUCCGGAAUCCAAUGGUAGGGAACUCUAAGUUUUUCAUAAAACAUGGAAUGUGGAAUGGGAUUAAUUCCGCCAUGUACCAGAGCCCACUGAGGCUCCAAAGUUCAACUAUUCAGUCUUCUUCAAUCAUUCUACUACAUACACUUCUUCUCACUGAAAAUGAAGGUGACAAAACUGAAGAGCAAGUCAGUUAUGUAUAGAAGUGGCACAGUUUUCAUCUAGUAUAAUGAUGAGUAGGACGAUGAAGCAGAUAUAAAUGCACCAAGAAUUACAUACAGAACUUGUCAUUUAUCAUACCAUCUCUGUAAACUAAGAGUUAUAUAUCAAGAUUACCCAGUUGUCUUUAUUUGGACACAUUUACUUUAUAAAAAAAGAUUUUUGGCUCUGACUGGUGUGGCGUAGUUAGUUUGGUAUCAUCUUGCAGAGCAAAAGGUCGCUGGUUCAAUUCCCAGUCAGGGCACAUACUUGGGUUGAGGGUUCGGUUAAAAUAAUCUAGCACUCUGGUUAAAUGUUAAGGUAGUCAAAUGAAAUAAAAUUAAAUAAAUCAGGACUUCCGCCAAGAUGGAGGCAUAGGUGGAUGUGCCGUGCCUUCUCACAUAACCAAGUUUAGAGACAACUAAAUAUUAGCAAUAGAAAACACAGCCAGAACACGGAAAAUUGAACUUUUCGGAAGUCCUUUAACAAUAAAUUCUUCAGCCUGACCGGUAAGGGGCGAAACCAGCGGCUGGUGAGGGGUUGCACAGGAGGACUCGGUCAGACGGAAUCAGGCGCAGAAUCCAGGCACAGGGUUGGACCUAGUGAGCGACCGAGCGAGCCACCAGGUGAGCGACCUCGAAGGAGACAGCGGGGAAGUGGUGCUGUGUGUUGACUGUGGUCGCCCUUUUGUGCGCGAGUGGACGGGCGAGGGAGUGGGCGGUUGGACCGGGCCCCUGCGGUCCCCGUGGCAAGCGGCAGUAGAGGGCGCCCUCAUUUCCCUACUCUGACCACGCCCCCACAUACAGCGUCACAACCCAGCGACCUGGGAGUCCAAGGCACCGCUUCUCACACUUAAAGGGCCAGAACAGACCAAAAAUGUCGCAAGUUCUCAAAGCCCCAGAGCCCAUAGAUCUAAGUGAUGAAGAAAUAGCAAAACUCUCAGACGCACAGUUUAAAACACCGGUCAUCAGGAUCCUCACAGAACUGGUUGAUUAUACCCACAAAUUAGACAAAUAUAUGAAGGCGAAACUAAUUGAAAUGAAUGGAAUUGCACAGGACACCAAUAGCAAUGAAAAGGAAACUGGGACUCAAAUCAAUGGAGUGGACCAGAAGAAAGCAAAUAAUGGCCAAACAGAAAAGAGUCAAGAAGCAAGAAUUCAAAGAAAUGAGGAGAGUCUUAGGAACCUCCAGGACAUCUUUAAACGCUCCAACAUCCGAAUUAUAGGGGUAUCAGAAGGGGGAAAGACACAGCCACCAGUGGAAAACUUAUUUGAACAAAUAAUAAAGGAGAAUUUCCCCAAUCCGGCAAAGGAAAUAGACUUCCAGGAAAUCCAGGAAGCUCAGAGAGUCCCAAAGAAGUUGGACCCAAGAAGGAACACACCAAGGCACAUCAUCAUUACAUUAGCCAAAAUUAAAAUG
Molecule: messenger RNA, 3266 nt
Organism: Artibeus jamaicensis (Jamaican fruit-eating bat)
Lineage: Eukaryota; Metazoa; Chordata; Mammalia; Chiroptera; Phyllostomidae
Gene: HTR2B
Product: 5-hydroxytryptamine receptor 2B
Exons: 4
Coding region: 536-1852 (438 amino acids)
Biological process (GO): smooth muscle contraction; regulation of behavior; G protein-coupled receptor signaling pathway, coupled to cyclic nucleotide second messenger
Cellular component (GO): plasma membrane; dendrite
Molecular function (GO): neurotransmitter receptor activity; G protein-coupled serotonin receptor activity
Source: RefSeq, a predicted model, not a curated record